Molecule: messenger RNA, 537 nt
Organism: Opisthocomus hoazin
Lineage: Eukaryota; Metazoa; Chordata; Aves; Opisthocomiformes; Opisthocomidae
Source: RefSeq, a predicted model, not a curated record
GGACGCGAGGGAAAGGUGGUUGUGAGAAGCGCUUCUUGAGGUGUUUCUUCAUUACCAGUUCUGCAGAAGAGAAGUGCUCCCUUUGUGUUGUGGGGAUUCCGGCGCUGGCUGAGAUGAACCGGUGGAGGGAAGUUCUGUCUUGGGUCCUACAGUGUUAACAUGUCCUUGAACAUCUGCCUCUGAAAGUUCUGGAGCUGUGCAUCCUGUUACACAGCAAAGCGAGAGAGGCCCUGGUGAUGCUGGAGGUUGGCAGCAGCUGGCUGAGAGACCAAACCAGUAAGAGCCUCCCCGAGUCUGGUUCACUGCUGGAGCUCUGUCUGUUGCACGUGUUGCUUCCUCUUGGCCGGUUUGAGGGGGCAGCAGAGCUUGUGCGCGGCUGUGAUGUUUUCGACAGCCAGCAGCAGCUAGCGUUUCUUGGGACCGUUUGUGACAGCCGAUGUCGGUGGACUCAACGGGAAGAGAUGCACUCGGCUGCUGAAGAGCAGCAAGAUGGAGCAACAGAAACUCUUCUGGGUAGGCUUUCCCUCUGUUGUUUGC